AAUGCUCUGUGACCUUAAACUCAGUCUGUAAAUGUGGACAACUGAGUUGGACCGCAGUUCGAUGGUCAAGAUGAUGAAGUUUGUGUUUUUGCUUCUCGUGGGAAUCCACAGCGCUGCAGCUGUUACUCACUCGCUGAAAUAUUUCUACACGGCAUCAUCUGGAAUAAAAAACUUCCCAGAGUUUGUGACUGUUGGGAUGGUGGAUGGAGUGCCAUUCUCCUACUAUGACAGUGUCAUUAGAAAGGAGAUUCCCAAGCAGGACUGGAUGGCCAAGAAUGAAGGUCCUGAGUACUGGGAGAGAAACACUCAGAAAUCCAUUGGUUCUGAGCAAACCUUCAAAGCCAACAUUGGUAUUGCUAAGGAGCGCUUCAACCAGACUGGAGGUGUUCAUGUUGUCCAGAAGAUGUACGGCUGUGAGUGGGAUGAUGAGACUCAAAAGGUUACUGGUUAUCGACAGCAUGGCUAUGAUGGAGAAGACUGGCUAAUAUGGAGCACGGAGUCAAACACAUGGAUUGCUCCAAAACAACAGGCUGUACUUACUACAAACAAAUGGAACAAUGACAGAGGUUGGCUGGAAUCUAACAAGAACUACCUCAACCAGAUUUGUCCUGAGUGGGUGAAGAAGUAUGUUGACUAUGGGAGAAGCUCUCUGAUGAGAACAGUGCGUCCCUCAGUGUCUCUCCUCCAGAAGUCGUCCUCCUCUCCAAUCAGCUGCUUCGCUACAGGUUUCUACCCCAACAGAGCUGAAAUGUUCUGGAGGAAAGAUGGAGAGGAGAUUCAUGAUGGUGUGGAGAAAGGAGAGAUCGUCCCCAACAAUGAUGGGACCUUCCAGAUGAGCGUUCACAUCGAUCUGUCAUCUGUUCCAACUGGAGACUGGAACAAGUAUGAAUGUGUGUUUCAGCUCUCUGGAGACAAGGAAGACGUGACCCAUAGACUGGAGAAAACAAGAAUCUUGACCAAUGAAUCAAAUAUCAGCAUUGUGAUCAUCCCUGUUGUUGCUGCUGUGGCUGUUCUUGGUCUCAUUGCUGUGAUUGGAUUCAUUGUUUACAAGAAGAAGAACGCCAAACGUCCACCUUCUCUUUCUGAAGAAAAGAAGACUUCGACCUCAAGCUCAGAGACUUUGGCAUCAAACUCAGAGACUUUGGCAUCAAACUCAGAGACUUCAUCUUUAACCAGUGAAGGUUCAGACGACAGCAAAGGCAGUUCCUCAUCAGACAAACCGUUGCUACGACGCCAACAAAACCCUAACAAAUGAGGACUUUGGACACCAAAAUCUGAGGACACCAAAAAUCUGAGUUUUCCUGGAUUUCUGCAUCCACAUAAAAAAUUCAAAUGUACAUCUUCAGUAAUCUUCAUAUUAUUUGGCCUUUCUAUUCAAACAUUUUCUACAAGAGAUUUUCAAAAGGGCUCAAUUUCUAUUUUAUAUUUUCAUGUAGUAAUUAAACCUUAA
Messenger RNA from Poecilia latipinna (sailfin molly), 1450 nucleotides. RefSeq names its product class I histocompatibility antigen, F10 alpha chain-like. Gene Ontology annotation, biological process: immune response. The record is from RefSeq and is a predicted model, not a curated record. Gene Ontology annotation, cellular component: external side of plasma membrane. Bases 32 to 1255 code for a protein of 407 amino acids. Lineage: Eukaryota; Metazoa; Chordata; Actinopteri; Cyprinodontiformes; Poeciliidae. The transcript has 8 exons.